Molecule: messenger RNA, 1449 nt
Organism: Adineta ricciae
Lineage: Eukaryota; Metazoa; Rotifera; Eurotatoria; Adinetida; Adinetidae
Source: the annotation of a GenBank genome assembly
AUGACACGCCGACAUCGAACCUUUAUAGUGCUAAUCACAAGUGCUGCAGCAGCUACGUUAGGUCUUAAUCGUUUAAUUCAUCGAAAUCAAGCGAAUUCUUCCGUUGACGACGAUACUUCCAAUCUUCCAAUUCAGUUAAUCGAGGCCAAACUUCAUUUAAGUGAUGAUUUAUUAAAAAACAAGGAUAAUACCUAUAUUCCAAUUGAAUCCGCCGAUGAAUCAAUCAGCUUUCGAUAUCAUCAAGCUUUACAAUAUGUCAAGCAAAGCCAUUCGACUAACACUCGUAUCCGUGAGCGUGGUCUCAGUCAUCUUGCCAAAUUAAAACAUCUUCCAUCGGCUUAUUAUUCGAUUAUUGGUCAACAAUUGGAUUUACAUUCUGCCAUUCAGCUAGCACGAACACGUGAAGCGAAUUCCAAUUUCUUUCCUUCCGGUCCGCCGUAUAUCUUUACGAUUGCAAACCAAAAAGUUCUUGCGACGGACAGUGUGGAUAAUUUGAAUGAUGACGAUGUGCUUUUACAUACAAUGAGAGGAUUUCUCGACAAGCUAAUCGAUGACAGUAAACGUCCAUUGGAUGUCUUGAGUCAUCACUAUCAAACAUUGUUGAAAUCUUAUUUGGAUGAAAUUGAUUCUCAGACAAUCUUUGAUCUUGGUCAACACUUUGAACCUGAACAUGCGGAUAUGUCAUCGAAAGCGAUCAAACGUUAUCGAUCGAAUUUAGAAAUCUAUUCUACGUUUCUCUACGCUCUUCGUGGUUAUGCUGAUCGUUAUCCACUUGAAGUUAUUCAACAUAAUGGCCUACAAAUAUUGAAGUAUUUAUACGAAAAACGCAAAGAAAAUGUUCCAUUUGUGAGAUUCAUUGGCAAAAUUCUUCUUUUACUCAGCCGAGAUCAACGAACACAUCAUGCGUUUUAUGCCGUUGGCUGGAUAAGAAUUCUUCAUGAAAUGGCAUUGGAUGACAAUAAUAUCGUCUAUUGCUUGCUUGGAUCAACGAUUCUCGCGAAUCUCGAUCGGCCGAUACAUGAAAAUACGUCGACUAGUGAAACGAAAAUCUCUCUGAACAAUAAUGUUCAGCCAUUACAUUUACCAACUGAAAUCAGUAGUAUCGAACUCAUCGAAGCCGAAGAGAAAACUGAAGAGAAAAAAGAAAUAGCUCUUGAACAUCAACCGGCUGCAAAAACGCCCAGUGUGAUUGAUAAAUUUAUGCGUCGAGUAUGGUACACAAGACCAGUUUCCGAUGAAGGAGACGUACUCGACGAAAUUCAAACUAAAACGGGAGAUGAUGUUGAUGAUGAAAAGAAAAUUGUUGCACCUGAUAUUGACACUAGUCACUCACCGAAUGUUGAGCAUACAAGCCAAUCGGGUGAUAAUGAUGAAAACAUUCAAGGAGAAGAGAAACAUGGAUCAGCACCAUUCUGGCUCAGCGAACAAGUAUAUGGCGAUAAGCUUUAG